Molecule: messenger RNA, 1152 nt
Organism: Varanus komodoensis (Komodo dragon)
Lineage: Eukaryota; Metazoa; Chordata; Lepidosauria; Squamata; Varanidae
Gene: MIMS2
Product: family with sequence similarity 210 member B
Exons: 3
Coding region: 96-989 (297 amino acids)
Cellular component (GO): mitochondrion
Source: RefSeq, a predicted model, not a curated record
UGUUCCUCCCGGGGCCUGAUCUGCCGCCUCCGUGCGCCGGGGCCGCUCGGUGGCUCCCAGGGAGCGGACGCGGACGAGGCCGCGCUGCCGCUGCCAUGCUUUGGCUAGGCCAGCCGUGCGCCCCGCAUGCGCUUCUCCCCAAGGGGCUGCUCCAGGCUGCGAGCGGGAGCGCGGCCCUCUGGGAAGCCGCCAGGAGCCGCCUGCAGGCGGCGGGGGCGCCUCGGGGCGGGGGCGCCGCUGCUGCCCGGGGGCGCCUCCUGAGCGGGCAGGUGCAGUUUCAUUACGCGGCCGCGGCGGCGGCGGCGGCGGGGAAAGAAGCUCGGCGCGGGAGGCACCCCGCGGGCAGCCACCCGCUCCCCCACUGCCGCCUCCCGCGGGAGUCGCUGCUGCCCAGCCCUGUCCGCUUCUGGUUCGCGGUGGCUGCUCCCCGCCGGGGCGAGAGCGAGCGGCAGCUCCGGCUGCUCCACUUGGGUGCUCGGGAGGCGGCCGACCCCCACCGGCGGCGCUCGGAGAUAAGCCUGCAAGCAACCGGGAGUCACUUCCCCGCCGGCGGCGGCGGGGGAAGCAGGGAGAACAGUACCCUCGGUUCUCGAAAGGACACUAGUGGAUCCUCAGAAAAUGAUCGGACUGAUUCUAGCCAGGAGGAUGGAAAGAAACCAAACAAAUCACAACAGCUGAAGAAAGUUUUUAAGGAAUAUGGAGCUGUAGGCGUAGCAUUCCAUGUUGGGAUUUCUUUGAUGUCUUUGGGAAUAUUCUAUCUAGCAGUAUCAAGUGGAGUGGACAUGACUACUAUUCUCUCCAAGUUGGGACUCGAUGACGCUGUGGUACAAUCCAAGCUAGCUGCUGGGACAAGUGCUUUUGUAUUGGCCUACGCUAUCCACAAACUCUUUGCGCCUGCCCGAAUCAGCAUCACCUUAGUCUCUGUGCCAUUGCUUGUCCGAUAUUUUCGGAAGAGAGGUUUCUUCAAGCCUCCACCUUCAAGCCCAUGAUUUUAAAACCGUGGAAGGAAAAAGGACAUGGCCCUGCUUCUUAAACAUUUUGCAGUUGCUGCACCUUGGUGAUGCUUCUGUAUGGAUUCUAGGAAUGCCCCAAUGGAUUGUCUCUUUUGUGGAGAGUGAGGAAGUGGUUUGUUGAGAUAAAGUUUUAAAACUA